AUUUGGAGCAGCAGCAGCGGGGAACGAUGCGGGCAGCGCUGCGCGGCCGCUCGGGCAACCAGCCCCUCAGCGCCGCCCCCAUGGCGCUGCCCGGCCCGCGCUGGCCCCUCACUCGCGCCGCGCUGGUGCGGCUGGAGAGCGCGCUGAGCUGCUCCCGCUGCGCCGGCGUCCUGCGGCAGCCCGUGUCCCUGGGGCGGUGCGAGCACGUCUUCUGCCGAUCUUGCGUGGAUGACUGUGUUGGCACAGAAUGCCCAGUGUGCCACAUUCCAGCCUGGGUGCAAGAUGCACAGAUAAACCGCCAACUAGAUAACAUGAUUCAGCUUUGCAGCAAACUGCGGCAUCUGCUGGGUGCGGACACCUCAGAUUCAACGGCAGAUGUGUCCACACCAACUGACUCAGACUUUGAAAAAAAGAAUAAAAAGGAACAGAUAAAAAUGUGGUUCAGCCCAAAAAGUAGGAAGAUUCGAUGUGUCCUGAACAGCACUCAGCCUGCAACAAAAAGCGAUCACCUUUGUCAAGACACAUCUUCAGUUUAUGAUUUCCUUCCUUCCCCUCCUCGUGAAAAGCCCUCCAAGCCGACAAAGAAGCCAACACAGGCACAGAGUAAGAAGAUGAAGAAGAAACAUCUAUCAGACAUUAACAAAGUGUGGAGCUUAGAGAAGCCUGAGCAGAAAGGAGGAGCUAAGAAGACUGACAAGGAAAAGUGUGUGACCAUCUGCAGCCAACCGGUAGUCCUAUGUACUCCAGAACCAAAUAGUCCCGAAGAGACUCUUCAGCAGGAGUCUAUAAAGGAAGAUGACUCCAGCAAAAAUACAGAUGUGGAAAUAUCAGCACAGGCAAAAUCCUCAGAGGAGAAAGAUAACAGUGAAGUUGCAUGCCCUGUACAAGUCAGAAAGGGAAAAUAUUGUGCUACUGAGACAUCUCUGCCAAUAGAAAAUGAAACUACACCUUUGAAACGUGGAAGGCAACAAUCCAGACUACCAGUGACUUCUCAGUCUAAAAGACCAAGAACAACUGAGAGGAGCAGUACUGAGAAGUCGGGCAAGCAGGGAGAUUGCUUAGAGGAGUUACCUCAGGGUUGCCCCAUCUCCCCAGCGUCUGAACACAAGACACCAGUUCAGAUUUCUUCCUCUGUAUUGAAACUCACUGACACCAAAAUGAAGACAAGAAGUUCUGCAGUCUUUCAAGCAAUAAAUACCCCUUCACUUUCAAAAUGUCCCUCUACCCCAUCUAUUUCUAAGACUUGUGAUGAAGUAGGAAUACCACGGAGUCCUUCUCUGCUGAAGUCUCCUGGAGGUAAAGAAAUUGCCAGAAGAAAUCUCAAAGGAGAGACUUUGCUCCACGUUGCUUCCAUCAAGGGUGACUUAGCAGCUGUUGAACAGCUGCUGAAAAACGGGGCAGAUCCCAAUGUUAAAGAUAAUGCUGGCUGGACACCCCUGCAUGAGGCAUGUAAUCACGGGCACAAAGAAGUGGUGGAGCUGUUGUUACAAUACAAGGCGUUGGUGAAUACUACGGGGUAUCAGAACGACUCGCCGCUCCAUGACGCUGCCAGGAACGGGCACGUGAGCAUUGUUGAGCUGUUGCUUCUGCACGGUGCCUCCUGUGAUGCAGUUAAUAUAUUUGGUCUGCGGCCUGUGGACUAUGCAGAAAGUGAAAAGAUGAAGUCUGUGCUAAUGUUACCAGUGAAGAAUGAAUCAUUUUCACUUAACCAACCCUCUGAGGCACUGAGCCCCAGUCAGCCAAGAGAUGGACCUCUUGGUAUACUGGGGAGCAACCUUACGUCAGAGCAACAGAAAUUGCUGAAAAAACUAGCAACAGUUCUGAAGGCUCAGAAGUGUACUGAAUUUAACAGCAGAGUAACUCAUCUUGUUAUUCCUGAUGUUCCAAUGCCAAGUACCAUCAAAUGUAUGAUGGCUGUUCUGACUGGAUGUUGGGUCCUCAAGUUUGAAUGGGUACAGGCAUGUCUGCAAACCACAGUGCGAGAACAAGAAGAGAAGUAUGAAAUCCAAGGUGGCCCACAAAGAGGCCGGCUCAACAGAGAACAGCUGCUGCCUAAGUUGUUUGAUGGAUGCUACUUCUAUUUUUGGGGAUCUUUCAGCCAUCACCAGAAGAGUGAUCUUGUGGAGCUGGUCAAAGCAGCAGGAGGACAAAUUCUGGUUAGGCAGCCCAAACCAGACAGUGAUGUGACGCAGACAAUCAACACGGUGGCAUACCAUGCAGAACCUACUUCUGACCAGAGAUUUUGCACUCAGUAUGUAAUCUACGAUGUGUCUUCUAAAUUUAAGCCGGAGAAAAUUCGUCGGGGCAAAGUCUGGAUGGCCCCCUCCAGCUGGCUUAUAGACUGUGUGAUGUCUUUUCAGCUCCUUCCUGUAAAAUGAAUAUCAGCAUCUCAUGAGCAAGGUUUUAAAAUGUGGUGACUCUUGAGCAGUUGGAGCACUCUGAUAAACACUCGUCUGAAGCUAUGAUUUGUUUUGCAUUUAAGUAUACGGGAGAGCUUUGACCAUUUAAAUGAGUUACUAAGAUCAGUGAUGCUAGAAAAAAAUGAACUUCCAAUAGAGGAGAGAGAUAAAUAUACUGCAUUGAAAAAUGUGCCUCGGGUUAUUUAGUAUGCUUUAUUUUUGCAUUUAACUUAACUGCAAUAAUCACUGGCAUUUUGUAACGAAGAUCUUGCAAUAUGAAACCUUUCAAAUUCUUGAUUUAAACCAGCCCUUUGUAGGUGAUAGAGCGUGACCCCCUUUAUUUUGUGUUCAGUAUCCACUGACAAGGAUCUACUGUAUGUGUCAAGAUUUCCCAGCCAGUCCAGAAUUUGUAUUUUUUUAAAAAAAGGGCUCUGUGCAUUUGAACAUAGUCAUUUGCCUGUGUAGACAUCUCUUCUGUCAGAUGACAUGUGAUAUUUCUUAUAACUUCUUACAAAUGAAUUUUGCAGGGAAUUCUUGGCCUGGGGUAAGCCUUGCAGAAAUUGGAGUAGAACUAAUGGACUGAAUUCAUUUGGAAGCAGACACUUUUGGAAUCACUAUCUUUAAAAAUCUUGGUCUAAAAUUCCUUAUUUAUAGCAAAAGUGAUACUACGCUUUUGUCCUUUCAUGCCUGUAAAUGUAUAACUUGAAUUUGAUUCUAUUUUCUGAAGGUUUUUAAGUGUCAGGUUCCUUAAUAAAUUAUCGUAAUCAAAAAUAUUUCUGUAAGUAUGAAUGGUUGCUAUCAUGGUUACUUUAAUGAAAAAAAAAUUAAUGAUCACAAAAGAAUUAUGCCUCACUUUGCACAAUUGUACUUAAACUUAGCUGGCUACAUUGAAGCAAUAUUUAAUUCUUGCAUAUUGCAGCUAUAUUUCUCAUAACUGAUCAUCAGUUACUGUCAGAAUCUUACUUCCUUGCUCUAUGCUCCUAUGUAAUGUCUUGCAUCUUUUGUGUUGCCUUAGAUUGUGAAUUCAUAAUUUAAAAAUGGUGUCUUGUAAUAAUCUACAAUGUGUCUUGUAACAAUUUACAGUGAUAGCUGUGGGAUAAAAGUGGUUUUGUUUGCUUUUGUAUUGCUUGUAAUAAUAAAACUUGCGGUGCCGGUAA
Messenger RNA from Tyto alba (common barn owl), 3556 nucleotides. RefSeq names its product BRCA1 associated RING domain 1 (gene BARD1). The transcript has 11 exons. Gene Ontology annotation, molecular function: protein binding. Bases 27 to 2378 code for a protein of 783 amino acids. Lineage: Eukaryota; Metazoa; Chordata; Aves; Strigiformes; Tytonidae. The record is from RefSeq and is a predicted model, not a curated record.